Messenger RNA from Leopardus geoffroyi (Geoffroy's cat), 397 nucleotides. RefSeq names its product selenoprotein W-like. The transcript has a single exon. Lineage: Eukaryota; Metazoa; Chordata; Mammalia; Carnivora; Felidae. Gene Ontology annotation, cellular component: cytosol. Gene Ontology annotation, biological process: response to selenium ion. The record is from RefSeq and is a predicted model, not a curated record.
AUGGUCCUUGCCACCUGAGUCAUUUAUUGUGGUGCUUGAAGCUACAAAUCCAAGUACCUGCAGCACAAGAAGUUAGAAGAUGAGCUCCCCAGAAGCCUGGACAUCUGCAGCAAGGGGACUCCGCAGGCCACCGGCUUUGAAGUGAUGGUAGCAGGGAAGUUGUUUCACUCCAAGAAGGGAGGUGAUGGCUACACGGACAUGGAGAGUAAGUUUCCGAAGUUGGUGGCUGCGAUCAGAGCCGCCUUGGCUCAAGGCUAAUGUGUCCUGAAGGCAGAGUCCAAUGACCUUGGUCCAGCGCCUCACAACAGACACAUUAAGAUAGGAAGGACUGAAAUGUCUUGUGGAUGCCUGAUCUUUCUUUGAUGUCCCUGCGGUCACCAGGUGGGGCAGAGACUGA